This is a messenger RNA of Emericellopsis atlantica, 3373 nucleotides long. Its product is annotated as Sodium/calcium exchanger protein-domain-containing protein. Gene Ontology annotation, molecular function: monoatomic cation transmembrane transporter activity. The record is from RefSeq and is a predicted model, not a curated record. The transcript has 2 exons. Gene Ontology annotation, biological process: intracellular calcium ion homeostasis; monoatomic cation transport; transmembrane transport. Bases 189 to 3245 code for a protein of 1018 amino acids. Gene Ontology annotation, cellular component: membrane. Lineage: Eukaryota; Fungi; Ascomycota; Sordariomycetes; Hypocreales; Bionectriaceae.
GGCUAGCACCAUUGAUGAAGAAUGACGAUGAUGAGAGAGCUCUCAUUUCACUCAGCCACUCCUUCAAACACGUCCAGCAGGUUUUGCCCGGAAAAUCCUCGACAACUUAUUAUAUAUCGUAGAGCAAUCAACACCCACGCGAUGAUCUAGAGUCUCUCGACUCACUCCCUCCUACCCAGGCGCCCUGCAUGGCCGGUACAAUGAAGACAGCAAGGCUGAGAGGGGCUAACCCCAGCGCGCGGCCUUUCUAUCUGACGAUCUUCCUCAUCUGCCUCUUCGCUGCGUACUCUUUCCUGGUGCAUAUAUAUCGCGGUGAUGUGAUUGAUGGGCAUGAUGGAAGCCAACACGAUGCGGCAGCGCUCGGCAAGCGCAGUGGGAAGCCCGAAUGCAUCGAUGUGCACCAGGCCAAGGACAAGUGCGCGUUUGUGAAAGAGGUCUGUACGGAUGCCGAUGCUGGACUCAUCCCGUAUCUGCAGUUCUACUAUUGCGGCAUGCCACACGCCCAGGGCAUCUCCUUCAUCAUCCUCCUGGCCUGGCUUGGUUUACUCUUCACGACCAUCGGCAUCGCAGCCAGCGACUUCUUCAGCAUCAACCUGAGCACCAUUGCGACAAUCCUGGGAUUGAGCGAGAGCUUGGCCGGUGUGACGUUCCUGGCCUUUGGAAAUGGAUCGCCUGACGUUUUCAGCACCUUUGCCGCCAUGAACUCCAACAGCGCCAGCAUGGCCGUUGGCGAGCUCAUUGGCGCGGCUAGCUUCAUCACCGGUGUCGUGGCAGGCUCAAUGGCGCUCGUGCGGGAGUUCAAGGUGGACAAGCGGACCUAUGCCCGCGACAUCUGCUUCUUCAUUGUGGCUGUCGCGUUCACCAUGGUGUUUUUGGCCGAUGGCCACCUGCGGUUUUUUGAGUGUUGGAUCAUGAUCGGCUACUAUGUCGUCUACGUUGUCACGGUCGUCGCGCAGCAUUGGUACCAGGAGCGAAGAAAGCGACGAUUGCGACGCGAGGGCGAAGCACGAAGUCACGUUUACGGUAGCGUUGGCGCGUAUGCCGAUGAGCUCGCUGGUGAGCCGUACCGCGACGAUGUAGACGAUGUCGGCGACGCGGAUGCUGACCACCGCGCUUCCGCAUCCGCCAUGGCUGCUCUCGAGCAUGGACCGAGGAUCGAGGUCGAAGGGCGUCCGGCACCGAAUGAUAGUGAUCUCGACGAGGAGUCUGAUGAAGAGCACAACCGACAGAUUGCCGUCGAAGUCGCAAGCAGCAUGAGAGUGCUUCGCACAAGGGGGAAGCGAAGCAACACCAUCAACCCCAUCCGGCCCAGUCUAGUGGGUGCUCUGGAGUUUAGAUCGGCAUUGGCCCAACUGCAGAAGGAGAGCAACCUGAAGCUAUCCACCAUGCAUGGACAGGGCCGCAGUCUUUCUGAGGCACACCUCCCAAGCCGGGGUCGACGACGAACAACGACAGAUGCGCCAACCGACAUGAGCAAAGCCACGCCGCUUACUGCUGCGCAGCAAAGCAAAGACCACCACGGACGAGGUAGGGCCUUGUCCUCCGGGAAUGCGCCUACCUAUAUGACUCUACCUCCAGAGUUGCUCGCGUCCAGCGGGCCUGCCCGACCACCCCAAACUGAUACAAGCACCGGUGGCAGCAGCCAACGUAGUGCGAGUCCAACACCUUCUUUAGGAACGUAUACGAUUGGCGGCAACCUGGCACCUCCUCCUGCCGGUCUCGGGCCCCCAUCAACAGGCUCAGUGAGCCCGUUUAGCGGCGCACCAGCAGCGGCACCGACGACGCCGGGGGGUUUGCAUCUACAAAUCCCCAGUCGACGUAGCAGCCAGAGCGGCGGCUCGUCGCCAGCCUCCCCGUUUCCCAUGUACACAGAUUCGCCUGCUGUCCUCACGCCGCACCCGCACAUGGAACACGGGGGCUUCAUGCUGCCUGCGCCCGUGCAACGUGAGGCGUCGUUCCCGGGCUGGCAAACGCCCGCCUCGGCACCGCGUCCAGUCCGAUGGUGGCCGUACUCAGCACUCCCGCCACCCCACGUUCUGCUGGCGACGCUGUUCCCGACACUGCAGGGUUGGAGGGAAAAGACGAUAUGGGACAAGAUUGUCAGCUUGAUCUCCGUGCCCAGCAUUUUCUUGCUGGUAAUCACUCUACCCGUCGUGGAGAGCGAAACCUCUGAGGACGAGUCGGAGAUUGGCCAGGCUGUAGAUAUGCCUCACAGCCAUUGCUCUAUUGUCGGUCACGUUGCGCCCUCAGUGUCCGUGGAGCCCCAGGCGAUCGAACAUGAAACAGAGUGGCAGCGAUAUCGAAGGCAUACCCUGGUCAGGAAAGACAGCUACCACUCGACCCCAAGCUCAGCACCAACGACUCCGUUGCCCCAAGAGGAAACAGACGCGACCCGGCAAACCGUGCCAAAUGGUACUACCUACAUGGAUGGCCCGUCGCCCCAGGCACCCCAAGUGGUCUCUCAAGCGCCGUCUAGUAUUCAUGCAAACGACGAGACUAUGUCGUGGAAUAGGUGGCUUGUCUGCCUGCAGCUCUUCACGGGCCCUCUCUUCAGCGUGUUUGUGCUCUGGGCCAACCUACUCGAGGACUUUGAGAGACCAGGCAAGGCGCUGCUCACCAUGGUGCUUUACACGCUCCUCGUGUCGACCAUAAUUCUGGGUGUCCUGUUGCUGUUCACCAGUGAGCACCGGAAACCCAAGUACCACUACUUCCUCUGCUUUCUGGGCUUCAUCAUCAGCAUUGCGUGGAUCUCGACUAUAGCGGGGGAAGUCGUUGGCGUGUUGAAGACAUUUGGUGUCGUACUGGACAUAUCAGAAGCCUUGUUAGGCCUGACCAUUUUCGCGGCUGGCAACAGCGUGGGCGACUUGAUUGCGAACAUCACCGUGGCGCGCCUGGGAUAUCCCGUGAUGGCGCUAUCCGCCUGCUUUGGCGGCCCCAUGCUCAACAUCUUGCUUGGGAUCGGCAUCGGGGGUGUGAUCAUGAUGGUUCAGAAGGCCAACAAGAAGCAGAAGAAACACCCGGGAAAGCUGGUCAAGUACGGGCCCUACCCAAUCCAGGUAGGCGGCACCCUCAUGGUCUCAGCGAUCACGCUCCUUGUCAUCCUCGUGGGUCUGCUCAUCGCGGUGCCCAUGAACAAGUGGGUGCUGAGUCGCAAGAUUGGGUGGAUCUUGAUUGCGCUUUGGUGCGUUAGCACCGUGGUCAACGUGAUCGUUGAACUGACAGGCGUCUGGGGUGAUGUGGCAUGAGAACGUGCUCUGUAGAUUCGUAUUUUUAUAUAUCAAAGUGUACAUAGCGUUGCUGGUGCUGCUUCGACAGCAGUCAAUGAAUGAGUCCAGUCUGUAUGACCGUGAACACGAAGCGGGAUGAUGCAGGG